AAAAACAAAACAAAACAAUGGACAUUGAUAAUAAUAAUCAUGAUAAUGUCCAAUUUCAUAUGAUGAUGCCAUCAACAUCAUCUACAAUAAUGUCAUCAAAUAUUAAUAAUAAUCGUAUUAGUAGCGGUGGUACUAAUAAUAGUAGUUUGAUGAUCAACAAUGAUCAACAUUAUCAACAACGACAAUUAUUAUCUGCUACAUUAUCCACAUCAUCAUCAUCCUCGGCAACAGCAGCAGCUGUAUCCGCAUUAUCAGCUGCAUCUAGCCAACAACAGCAAUCAUGUAUACCACCAAUGUAUUAUGAUGAUAUACCGGAAAUUAUUCCAUAUGAAGAUUAUGAUAAUGUAAAGGCAAAACAUCGAGCUUCAAUAUUAUGGUUGAUUGCAAAAUCAACAGAUAAUGGCCGUAUACCACCUGAAUUACGUGAUCCAUUCUAUCGUGAUCAUCAUGGACAAGAAUUAUUAAAACCAUGGAUUACACAACGUAUGGCUAAUGGUGAAUUAUAUGGUCGUGCAUUGGCCAAUAUAUAUGGUGUACCGGAUUAUUCAUCAUUUAGCCAUCAAAAUAUAUUACAAUUAUUAACUAGACGUGGUGUUUUUACCGAUCAGCUUGGUAUUGCCGAAAUAGGUGAACAUAUAACUGAAACAAUGUUGUUGAAAAAUUGUCCAGUUAAACUGGCUGCUCAUAUGGUUAUAAUUGAAUGUAUAAUGAUGUUGUAUAUACGUGAAAUAUUAAUACCAAUCAAAGUGAUGGAAGUGACUAGCCGAUUUUCCGGUGAAGAUAUUGAUGGUGUUUAUACGGAAUUACCACCAAGUACUGAACCUGAAGAUGUUGCACUUUAUUGGGUAAAUCGUGCCUGUGCUCAACUAAAUCAGGAGAUUUCAAGAGAUUAUAUUUUAACUCAACAACAAUCGGAUGAAGGUGGUGAUUGUCAACCACCAGUAUGUGUGCCUUCAUUGGAAGAACUAAGUGAUAUGUGUGAUGGAUGUUCAUUAUUUGCAUUAAUGGCAUUCUAUUGUCCUGAUCAUGUUGAUUGGCGUGAAAUUUGCCUUAAACAAGAUAUUUCUAUUGCUGAUUCUAUCUAUAAUCUACAACGAAUACAAUAUUUUUGUCAAGAAUUAUUUCCUUCCGAUAUUUGUUUUCUAUUAUUGGAAGAUUUUCUAUACUUACCCGAACCGAUUGUGCCGAAUUUUUUGGCUUUUAUUGCCGAUCUGUUAUUUAUGUUUGAAAUACAACCAGUUGAAUCGGUUACACCGCCAUAUAUUCGUUUAUAUCCGGAAUUAUUUCAGGAAGAAUAUCAACCAAGUAAGUUGUUUAUUUUAAAAUUAAAUUAUAUAAUCUAUAUUACCUUCUUUCUAACCCUUCUAGGUUAUCCACAAAUGUUAACACCAUCAGAAAUGAAAGCAAAAUCAUUAAAAUCAUCAUGGAAUAAUAAUAAUAAUAAUGAUUCGAUUGAAACAUCAUCAAGUGUUGCCGGUAUGAUGAACAAUAAUAAUAAUGAAUAUCCUCCAAAUCAUCCAAUCUAUGAUCGACCAUCAUAUACACAACCACAACGAACAUCAUCUAAUUUAACACUUAAUUAUCAUCAAGGUUCAUCAUCUAGACGAAAUUCAUUAAAUAAAUCAAUGAAUCGACGAUCAUCAUUAUUAUCGAAUGGUAGUGAAAUAAUUUCACAUAAUAAUAAUCAUCAUCAUCAUUUACAUGAUCAAUCACCCGAUGUGGAAGAAAAUCUAUACGCCGAACCUAUAACGAAUCCAAAUGGUGAUUCAAAUGUAACACAAUUAUCACAAUAUUUUUCAAGUAUGAAUUUAACACCAUCCAAUCAUAAUAAUAAUCAUGGUACAAUGAUCAAAGAUAAUAAUGAAUAUAAUAAGAAUCGUUCACGUGCAUCCGGUAGUCAUCUUAAUGACUAUUUCUCAAGUCUUUCCAAUGUAAAUGUUGUUGAUCAACAAACCAAUAACAAUGCCAUUAAUACACAUGUUCGUGCACAACGACAACAUCCAAAUAAUGCUGAUAAUGUUAAACAAUUAUUACAUCAUGAGCAACAUCAUCAUCACAAUUCUUUUAUUGCCAAUGAUAGCCAAACAAAUUCUAGUGAUACAUCAAGUAUAGCGGAAAUGUCCGAUUAUUCAACACUCACUGGCACUGCUACUGCUGCUGAUCAAUCAAUGAUUCGUGCUCAAUUGAAUGAAAAACGUAAACAAAUUGAACAGGAACGACAACAAGAAAAACAGAAACGCGUUUCAUCUGAUCACAAUUUUCGACAAGAAGUAUUAAAAACUUUAAAACAUCAACAUCAGGAUUCGGAUACAAUAGAUUUUAGUCGUAAUAUUGAUGAUGAAAAUUUAACAUUCGAAAUACACGAAUUAAAUCCAAUAAGACGUGAGAAAACAUUUACCAGUAUUCCAUCAUCAAUGUCAGAAUCGAAUACCAAUAAUAAAAAUAAUAAAUCAACAUUUGUACGAAAAAAUCUAUUCUCAGCUUCGGAUGAUUUGAAAGCAUCAAUGACCGAUUUGAAUUAUGCAAAUGCCAAAGAUUAUCAUCAUCAUCGUAAUCAAUCAUCAUCAUCAUCAUCAACAAAAUCUGAUUCAAAUUCAACCAAAUCAAAUGUAAAUGAAUCAAAGAUUUCAUCAUUGGAAACAAAAAUUACAUCCAAUGAACAAAAAUUAUCAUCAGAACCAAUUUUAUCUGAACAUAAUAAGUUAGAACAAGAAAUAUCCACGCAACCAUCAUCAACGAUUAUUCAACCUUCACAAACAACAACAUCAUCAAUACCACCAACCACAAUACAAUCAUCACAACAGCAAACACCACGAAGAAGUCAAUGGGGUCAACCUAUGAUACCAUUGGCUGGUCAUCAGAUGCAUGGUGUACCGCCGGCACAACCAGUGGUACCACCAUCCACAACACAUCCUUAUCAUCCACCAGCAUGGUCGCAAGCGGCACCACCACCGCCGCCUAUGGGAUAUGAUCCAACAUCACAAUGGUAUCAUCAUCAUCAUCAUCAAUCUCCUUAUCAUCAUCCGCCGCCACCACCGCAAUCCACUUAUCCACCAUAUAAUUAUGGUCCAAUACAGCCAAUGCGUCCAUAUGACCCAUAUGGUGGUGCAUAUGGUAGUCCAUCAGCAACUAAUACAAUGACAUCACAAGAUCCAUAUGUUUUAUCACCAAUGUCUGGAUAUCCACCACCAACACAUUCAACACCUCAACAACAAUAUUCGACAAUUCCAGUCAACGAACAACAAUUGAUGAGUAAUAAUAAUUUAAAUGAUUCGAAUCAAAUGAUUGAGUCUAACAUGGAAGGAAACAUUCAACAUGGUCAUCACGAACAGCAACAACAACAACAACAUCCAAAUAAUAAAACACAACCAUCCACUGAAACAUUUUUCAUUUCAUUCAAUGAUUCUGGUAAUCAACAACAACAACAACAGCCGACAAAACGAACAAAAUCCAAUAAAAUGGAAUCAAAUGAUAGACCAAUAUUGUCAAGAACGGCAACGCAAACAUUAGUUAGUUCAGAACAGGCGAAAAAAUCACAAAAUGUUGAUAAUCAAAUAGAUGAAAGAAUACGAGAAUUGUAUAAUGUACGACGACCAUCGAUUCCAUCGGUACCGGCCGUUUCAUUUGUGAUUGCAGCCGAUGAUAUACAAAAUGAUAAUACAAUUGAUAAUCAUCAAUUAGAAGAUAGCCUUAUGAUGAACGGAUCUAUGAUCAAUAGUGAUAAUGAUGACCAUUAUUAUGCUGAUGAUACAUCCUCACAACGAUUACAUUCAUUAUCAAUGAAUAAUCAAUCUAUUUCGGGAAAAUCAGAAGAAGAAAUGCAACGUAAAAAAGAAGCAAUCAUGAAACAAUCAAUACGUCGUCGUGCACAACAGGAACAAAAACGUAUACAAAAAGAACAGGAAUUGGCCGCAAAGCGUGAACGUGAACGUUUGAAACGAGAACAGAUGGAACGAAAAAAAGAAGAAGAACGUGAAAAACGAGCAUUCAUUCUGGAUCAAUAUAAACGUCGUAAACAAUUGGCCGAGGAGAUUGAAAAGAAUGGUGGUGUUGCUGCAUUACAAAAUACUGUUGCACGUAGUUCAUCCACCUUGAUUCUAAAUCGUAGUGGUCAAUCAUUGCAACAACAACAACAACAAGUUAAAAUGCGUUCUGGAACUCAACAACGACCAAGACCAAAAUCAUUACAUGCUACAUUAUUAGAUGAAUGUUCAGCAGCUUUAUCUACUAUUUCAGGUUCAGUAUCUGGAUCAUCAUCAAGAUUAAGUACAUCACGUGAUGAAAUCGAUGAUCUAAUGAGCUGUGGACGAUUAUCAUCGGCAGCAUCAAUCACUGGUACAUCUAGCAUUUCAAGACCACAAUCAGCAAUGAGUAGUCAGCUUUGUUUGAAUUCAUCAUCCAAUACGGCUGUGUCUACACCAACCGGUGCUUUUGGUGAACAUUCAGCAUUUGCUGGUCUUUCUGCAUUCGGUACAGAUCUAUCUUCGGGUAACAAUCAAAAUCAAGGUCCAACAUCAAGUAAUUUUUUUCAAGAAUAUAAUGGUCCAAAAUUGUUUGUAAAACCAAGUCAAAAAUCGAAUAAAGCAUUAAUAUUGAAUGCUAUAAAUGUUGUUUUGGCCGGUACGGUCAAUGCCGAUACAAAUCGUCGUGUCACUGAAGUGAUAAAUAAAUGUGAUAGUAAAUAUUAUUUGAUAUUGUUUCGUAAUUCUGGUCUACAAUAUCGAGCCAUUUAUUCGUAUAAUCCUGAACGUGAAGAAGUGAACAAAUUGGAUGGUAUUGGACCAAAAACUGUACAUAAUGAUAUGAUUGAUAAAUUCUAUAAAUACAAUUCGGGUACAAAAAGUUUUACAGCAAUUCAGACUAAACAUUUAUGCGUUACAAUUGAUGCAUUCACUAUACAUAAUCAUCUUUGGAUGAGUAAAGCUAAACAACAGCAACAACAAAUGACGCCAAGACGUUUCAUGUGAAAAUAUUUUGUGAUUGGUCAAAAUUCAUUAAUGGCAAAAAAAAC
Molecule: messenger RNA, 5011 nt
Organism: Dermatophagoides pteronyssinus (European house dust mite)
Lineage: Eukaryota; Metazoa; Arthropoda; Arachnida; Sarcoptiformes; Pyroglyphidae
Biological process (GO): cytoplasmic microtubule organization; negative regulation of microtubule depolymerization
Cellular component (GO): microtubule minus-end
Molecular function (GO): calmodulin binding; microtubule minus-end binding
Source: RefSeq, a predicted model, not a curated record